Nipponia nippon (crested ibis) is the source of this 1163-nucleotide messenger RNA. The record is from RefSeq and is a predicted model, not a curated record. NCBI's taxonomy places the organism in Eukaryota, Metazoa, Chordata, Aves, Pelecaniformes, Threskiornithidae.
ACAACAAAUAUCUACAUCCAUCUCCUCCGACACUGAGAGUAGCAGGCAGCGACUCAGUUCUGGUUUGCUUCCGAAGCUGGCCAUAUCAGCUGAAGGAGGACAGAAUGAUUCCACCAGACGCCAGUAGGAGCAGAGUGGACAUGCUCAGGAAAUACUUUGGAAGACAACAAAUAUCUACAUCCAUCUCCUCCGACACUGAGAGUAGCAGGCAGCGACUCAGUUCUGGUUUGCUUCCGAAUCUGGCCAUAUCAGCUGAAGGAGAACAGAAUGAUUCCACCAGCUUAGUGGGACCACGGGAGGAACAAGAAAAGCCUGCGUUAGUGAGCGAGGAAAUAGUGCAAGAAAACCCUGAAGUAACCACUCCAGCAAGUACGAUCAGCAGCUCCACGCUAUCAGUUGGCAGUUUUUCAGAGCACUUAGAUCAGAUAAAUGGAAGAAGUGAGAGUGUGGACAGUACAGACAACUCCUCAAAGCCACGCAGUGAAGUUGCAUCUCACAUGGCUCGUCAGCGAUUAGAAAGCACAGAGAAAAAGAAGAUCUCUGGGAAAGUUACAAAGUCCCUUUCUGCAAGUGCUUUGUCCCUCAUGAUCCCAGGAGAUGUGUUUGGUGUUUCUCCUUUGGGAAGUCCUAUGUCUCCUCAUUCCCUAUCAUCUGAUCCUUCAUCCUCCCGAGAUUCAUCUCCCAGCCGUGAUUCAUCAGUUGCUGCUGCAAGUCCUCAUCAACCAAUAGUAAUUCACAGUUCAGGAAAAAAGUAUGGCUUUACCAUCCGAGCAAUCAGGGUUUACGUGGGUGACAGCGAUAUCUACACUGUGCACCAUAUUGUUUGGAAUGUGGAAGAAGGAGGUGCGGCUUACCAAGCGGGUUUAAAAGCUGGAGACCUGAUUACUCAUAUCAAUGGAGAGCCAGUGCACGGUCUUGUUCAUACGGAAGUCAUUGAGUUGUUGUUAAAGGUAACUCUUGGACAACUGGAAUACAAAAGCGCUUGCUGUUUUUACCAAGGAUUGAAGGGUUAUGUUUGUUUCCUUCAGAGAUUACUUAUCAGAUUUUGUGGUUGUUCAAGUACAAACUGUAAGCUGCUCUUUCACAGAUCUGGACAAAGGUCAAUGACUUCAUAUAUCCUGCUAUGAUUUAGUUUCUCUGCAAUAAACUGGCACUGCUGCUGA